UCUUUGCGCGCAAAACAGCUGUCAAUCGAUAGACAGAUAACCAAAACGCAUUUAUGCUCUACAAUUUAUGUAAACGCAAUUUUGAGUAUCUGUUGCGGGCUGCACGUUUUUUUUAAUAAACAAUUGUUUGCUUGCAUUUCUGCAAUACAUACAUAAUGUCGUCAUGGAAGAAGGCAUCGAAGAGCAAUCAGAAGGUGCAUCGCGAGCGCCAUCAGCCGGAGGCGCGCAAGCAUCUCGGCCUGCUUGAGAAGAAGAAGGACUAUAAGAAGCGUUCGAACGAUGCCCACCACAAGGAGAAGACUCUGAAGCUGCUCCACAAGCGGGCCAUGAACAAGAAUCCCGAUGAGUUCUACCAUCACAUGAUCAACUCGAAGCUCAAGGACGAUGUGCAUCACGAGAAGGAGGCCAAGGACGAGCACACGCCUGAGCAGCUGGCGCUCAUGCAGACCCAAGAUCUCAAGUACAUCAUAAUGAAGCUCACCAUGGAGCGACGCAAGCUGGAGCGCCUGCGUGCCGCGCUUGUCGAUGUGGACAGCAAAGCUGGCCAAAACAAACGAUACAUCUUCAAUGAGAAUGGUGUCCGGAAGGCAGCGCCACCCGCCACGCUGGGCGAACGUCUGGAGGCAAGCGAAAAUGCUGAGGCGGGCACCCGAACCCACAAACAGCAGCUGCUGAGUGAGCUAAAGAAGCGGGAGCAGCGGGUACGUGAGCUAACCAUUGUUCAGGAGAAGCUGGAGAUGAAGCAUGCGCUCAAGAAACCACGCCUCCUCAAGCCCAAGAAAGAAAAGCCCGGCACUAAGGAGAGUGCACCCGUCUAUAAAUUUCCAUAUGAGCGCAAGAAGUAGAUUUAGUUAGUUCAUAUAUAAAAAUUUCUAUUUUUUUAGAUGCAAAAAUAAACAAUGUAUUGUGUAAGAAAUAAUGUGAAAAGAA
Drosophila mojavensis is the source of this 930-nucleotide messenger RNA. RefSeq names its product probable U3 small nucleolar RNA-associated protein 11. The coding region runs from base 156 to 845 and encodes 229 amino acids. Gene Ontology annotation, biological process: rRNA processing. NCBI's taxonomy places the organism in Eukaryota, Metazoa, Arthropoda, Insecta, Diptera, Drosophilidae. Gene Ontology annotation, cellular component: nucleolus; small-subunit processome. The transcript is spliced from 2 exons. The record is from RefSeq and is a predicted model, not a curated record.